Molecule: messenger RNA, 1446 nt
Organism: Olea europaea var. sylvestris
Lineage: Eukaryota; Viridiplantae; Streptophyta; Magnoliopsida; Lamiales; Oleaceae
Product: protein STRICTOSIDINE SYNTHASE-LIKE 5-like
Exons: 6
Coding region: 170-1231 (353 amino acids)
Biological process (GO): biosynthetic process
Molecular function (GO): strictosidine synthase activity
Source: RefSeq, a predicted model, not a curated record
UUGAUUAAAAUCUUAAUCUGGAGUCCCUCAUCUUCAAUCAUGUGUCCAUCUUCACACCACCAUGCAAGAAGAGACUUAUCCAAUUUUUGGAGUCAUGGCUUCUGUCAGCAAAUCUUUAAAUUAAAAACCCUUGCAUCAUAGCCUCCACUGGAAGUACUAGUGUGAAGGUAUGGACAAGAGAACGUGUUCAGCCAUUCUCUUAGCUUCUGCACUGGCAAUUGCAUUCCAAGUCUUUGUUUUAUCUCCAAUAUCACCUGAUAUGCUCCUUCUUCCAACCUCUUCAAUCCCAUCAAACAGCAAGUUACAGGAAGCGAGUAAACUUGGAGAAGGGCUUUUAAAGAAACCAGAAGCCAUUGCUGUCGACAAAACGGGCGUGCUUUAUACGGCUACAAGAGAUGGUUGGAUCACAAGAUUGCACAGAAAUGGAUCCUUGGAGAAAUGGAGGCACAUAGACAGCCAUCAUUUACUUGGAGUAACUGCAACAGCAGCUGGUGAUCUUGUCGUCUGCGACGCAGAGAAGGGUUUGCUCAAGGUCAGAGAAGAUAGUGUCACCGUUCUUGCAUCCCAUGUUAAUGAUUCCAAAAUUUUUUCUGCAGAUGAUGUGAUAGAAUCAGCAGAUGGUACUUUGUACUUCAGCAUGGCAACUACGAAAUUUGAGCCCCAUAAUUGGCACCUUGAGGUGCUCGAGGCAAAGUCGCAUGGCCAACUUGCAAAGUACGAUUCUUCAUCAAAGGAGACAUCUAUUUUGCUUGAUAAUCUUGCCUUUGCAAACGGUGUUGCCCUCUCAGCAGAUCAAGAUUACUUGGUCGUUUGUGAAACUUGGAAAUAUAGAUGCUUAAAAUAUUGGCUAAAACAGGAAAAGAGGGGACAAACUGAGGUAUUUAUUGAUAAUCUUCCUGGUGGGCCUGACAACAUAAAUCUUGCUCCAGAUGGCUCUUUUUGGAUUGCUGUGUUAGAGGUGGUUCCUAAAAGGCUGGCAUUUGUACAUAAAUCAAGAGCGAUAAAACACAUUAUAGGGCGUUCCUCUAAAUUAAGCAAAUUGGUAACUGGUUUCUACAACAAAGCAAUGGUUGUCAAUGUAGCAAGUGAUGGCAAGAUUAUACGGAGCUUCGACGAUCCAACGGGAAAGGUUAUGUCCUUUGUAACAUCUGCACUGGAGUUCGAAAAUCAUUUGUAUUUGGGAACUCUUAAUUGUGACUUCAUAGGGAAACUGCCGUUGACAACUCCAUGAAAAUAGCACUAUUUGACUGGGGAUUGCACGCAUCAAUAAUAUUGUAAAAAAGAGUGGUAAAUAGUUUUGUUCCCUUGGUGCUGGUUAUAUUUUGUACUAAGAGAACUUUUAUGUGUAGUAUUAGACGAGACUAGAAGUGCAAUGAACGAACUUUUAUGUUGGGAUGUGUUAAUCCAUUCUACCCAAAAUGAAUGAGAAUCUGGAGAAAAACCUCA